UCCGAGUACAGUUGGGCGACUCCCAGACACGUCCCAGAUUCCUAUUCCUCCCCCCUCCCGUUCUGCCAAUGCUCCCUCACGCAGCCGCUCUACGUGGAGGCUCCACCCAGGGGCUCCGGACAGGGUAUAGCGCAGGCGCGUCUACCACAGGCGGGAAGUUUGCCUUCGUUCGCUUGCCGUAGCUGCGCCUCUGACUAAUCAUUUAGUGGUAGGGAAAAGUUGCCGUGGUGGCGGUCCUUUGGCUGUGGUUCACGCGCGGAAAUGUCUGGAAGAAAACUGACAGGAGAUGGAAUCAGCAACACCAGUGCUAGCUCCAGUAUGUGGUUUGGACAGUGUCAGUAUACAGCAGAUGAAUACCAGGCCAUCCAGGCUGCCCUUCGACAGAGACUCGGCCCAGAAUACAUCAGCAGCAGGCAAGCUGGAGGAGGACAAAAGGUUUGCUACAUUGAAGGGCACAGGGUCAUAAGUCUGGCUAAUGAGAUGUUUGGCUACAAUGGUUGGGCUCAUUCAGUCACUCAGCAGAAUGUUGAUUUUGUUGAUCUAAACAACGGCAAGUUCUAUGUGGGUGUCUGUGCCUUUGUGAAAGUCCAGCUUAAGGAUGGGGCAUACCAUGAAGAUGUUGGCUAUGGAGUAAGUGAAGGUUUAAAGUCUAAAGCCUUGUCUCUAGAAAAAGCAAGGAAAGAAGCUGUUACAGAUGGACUGAAGAGGGCACUGAAGUGCUUUGGUAAUGCCCUUGGGAACUGCAUCCUGGACAAAGAUUACUUGCGAUCAGUGAAUAAGCUUCCCCGUCAGAUGCCCCCGGAUUUUGAUUUGGGCAAUGUUAAAAGACAGGACUUUGAGCCUGCUGUAGAAAAAGCAAGAUACAGUAGUUGCUUGCAAAAGGCAAGUAAAGGCCAGCAGCAACUUUCCACAACAACCCCUGGCAAAUCUGAGCAGUUAGAAUCUUCCUUAAGCACAACUGAACAAGAUCAGCAAAACAGUGGGGUCUCACUGGCCUUGGAGUGUGAUGCAACAUACCACCGGAAGUUACGGCAAAAACAACUUCAGCAGCAAUUCAGACAGCAGAUGCAGAAAAAACAGCAAAUCCAAUCAAAUACUCCAGCUUGUGAAGCCAGAGAUCAAGAAGCAUAUAAUCUCCCUGCCAUUAUACACAGCACUUCAGUGCAGCUAGAACCCACUAUGGAAGUGGAAUUCCUUGCAGAUGACCCUGAACUUUGGGACUUGCCUUUGGAGGCCACUGACUUCAGUGUUACCAAUCACAACACAACAGCUAUGCCAGCUCAACACCCAGGGACACCUCAUGGACAGCAUCACAUGAUGACACGCAGCAGAACACCACAAAGAAUAAAUAAUCAGAGACCAUGUGCAGAACCUGCACCUUGGCAUCCCUCGACUAGACCCGGACCUUACAUACCAGCUGAGUGCAGUCCAUACAGGACGAGCCAAGGAAUGAAGAAGAGAAGACUGGAGCCUGCAUAGCACAAGGUGAAUUAGAAGUGCUUCAUCUGUCCAGAUUGCGGAACACAAUUUGUAUGCACAAAUAUUCUUCAGACUUUACUACAUGCACGACUAAACAGGAAAAUAAUUGUGCACAUGAUUUUUUCGGUAUUUGAUUGAAAGUUUAAAAAGUCAUUUUGCUUCAACCCUUUAUCUUCCGAAGAGUUAAAGGACACAAAGUAUAGUAUCCUAUUAACAGAUGUAAUUCCAUAUCCAAAUACAAAAAUGUACUUUUUUCUUAACUUCCCUUAUUUUAAUAGGAAGAUAUAUUUUAACAAGGAUGCAUGUUGUAUACAAACAUGGUGCAAAGAUGACUGUGUGGUUAAGGAGCAAGGCAAACUGGUUUUGUACUUUAAAACUAGAAUUUGUGCUUUCCUCAGAAAAAAUGUAUAGAGCCACAGUUCCAGCCUGUGGAAUGGAUGUGACUUGCAGUGUUUUAAAACUGUACUGUUUAAACAAGUUUUGGAGAACAUAAUAGAAACUGAUCUUCUUUGGAAUAAAAAAAGCAUUAAAGCUUUGCUGG
This is a messenger RNA of Rhineura floridana, 2020 nucleotides long. RefSeq names its product RAD52 homolog, DNA repair protein (gene RAD52). Gene Ontology annotation, biological process: DNA recombinase assembly; double-strand break repair via single-strand annealing; mitotic recombination. Bases 262 to 1479 code for a protein of 405 amino acids. Gene Ontology annotation, cellular component: nucleus. The record is from RefSeq and is a predicted model, not a curated record. NCBI's taxonomy places the organism in Eukaryota, Metazoa, Chordata, Lepidosauria, Squamata, Rhineuridae. The transcript is spliced from 12 exons.